Manduca sexta (tobacco hornworm) is the source of this 5001-nucleotide messenger RNA. Its product is annotated as helicase domino. Lineage: Eukaryota; Metazoa; Arthropoda; Insecta; Lepidoptera; Sphingidae. Gene Ontology annotation, cellular component: Swr1 complex. The record is from RefSeq and is a predicted model, not a curated record. Gene Ontology annotation, molecular function: ATP hydrolysis activity; ATP binding; ATP-dependent chromatin remodeler activity.
UUGGUGGAGUGGAAACGGGUUCGACGAGUGGAACGAGCGCGCAAGGAAGCACUCGACGAACAACUCAGUUACAUCGUGGACCGCACGGAGCGCUACUCGCGCCAGCUCGCCGCCAACAUGGCGCCCGCCGGCCCCGCCUCUACCGCCUCCACCUCCGGGCCCGCCACCGCCGCGCCCUCCGACGACGAGUUCACGCCGCGCGGCUGCUCUGACGACGACGAGGAGACCAUCGCGGCCGCCGAGCGCGAGGCAGGGCUCGAUGCCGCCGCGCAUAAGGACGAGAUCGAAGCGCUACGCCGCGAGUCCCGCCUCGACCUCGGCGACCUGUUACCGCCCGGCUACCUGCCCGUCCACUCACCGCCGCCCUCCGACUAUUCGCCCGACGACGACGACGACUCCGCCGACGACGAGCGCACCAUCGCCGAGCAGGAACGCGCCGAGCGCGGCCGCGACGCCGCCGCUGAGCUGGAUGCGCUGCGCCGUGAUGCAGAUCUCGAUAUCGACGAGCUUGUGCGACGGUACGCCGCCGGCGAGCCGGCCGACACCGACACGGAUGCGGAAACCGCCGCCACAACCUCCACCGGCGAACAAUCAGACUCGGACUCUGAAUCGGACGCGAGUGGCACGCCCGAGGAACCCCUAGAAGUUCUCAUGCAAGAAACACCUACGGACGGACCAGAGGCGAAAGCGUCGUUAUCCGCGGCUACAGCGAUUACCGCCGACGCGGGGGAGUCGGAACGGCGUGUGGAAGAGGCGUCGUCCCUGGCGGCAUCACUGCAGCCUACAGGUACGACGUUGUCGGAGACCGCGGUAGGCACACCGGUGCCGCGCUUGUUGCGGCACGCGUUGCGAGAAUAUCAACACGUCGGUCUGCACUGGUUGGCAACUAUGCACGCGCGAGGACUCAACGGAAUCCUAGCGGACGAGAUGGGGCUCGGAAAGACCGUUCAGACCAUAGCACUAUUGGCUCAUCUUGCACUGGAACGACUCGACUGGGGGCCCCAUCUUGUGGUGGCACCCACAUCUGUUGUGCUCAACUGGGAGAUGGAGUUUAAAAAGUGGUGUCCUGCUUUUAAAAUACUUACUUACUACGGCACCAUAAAAGAACGCAAGCAGAAGCGGGUUGGAUGGACCAAAGCAAAUUCGUUCCAUGUUUGCAUCACUUCAUACAAAUUAGUUGUACAGGACCACCAGAGUUUUAGACGAAAAAAGUGGAAAUAUCUAAUUUUGGACGAGGCCCAGAAUAUCAAAAAUUUUAAAUCUCAAAGAUGGCAGUUACUCCUGAACUUUCAGACAGAAAGGCGGCUGCUGCUGACGGGCACGCCGCUGCAGAACAGCCUGGUGGAGCUGUGGUCGCUCAUGCACUUCCUCAUGCCGGACGAGUUCGCGUCGCACUCGGAAUUCCGCGAGUGGUUCGCGGAGAUCGGCGCCAUGGCAGAGGGCGCGCGCUACGCAGAAGAGCCGCUGCGGCGUCUGCACGCCGUGCUGCGGCCCUUUCUGCUGCGCCGCCUCAAGCGCGACGUAGAGCGCCAGAUGCCGCGCAAGUACGAACGCGUGCUUAUGUGUCGCCUCGCCGCGCGGCAACGCUGCCUCUACGACGACUUCAUGUCGCGCGCCAAGACUAAGGAGAGUCUCGCGUCUGGCAAUUUGCUCAGCGUGAUAAACGUACUAAUGCAGCUACGGAAGGUGUGCAACCACCCCGACCUGUUCGAGCCGCGGCCGGUCACCUCCCCGCUGUACCUGGGCGCGCUGCGGCUGCACUCGCCCGCGCUCCUCAUGCUGACCGAGGUGUGCGAGCGCGCUGAGCUGGCGGCGCGCCUCGGCGGAAACCUCGCCGCGCUCGAGGCGGCCGACGCCGGCGCCUUCGCCGCGCACCGCGCCCGGCACCUCGCACCGCCGCGCCGCGCGCUCGAGGAGGGCGGCCGACGCGCGCCGCCGUCCGCCGCCGCGCUCUCGCCGCUCGCUCCGCUGCGUAUCCACCUCCGUCUGGUGCCGAGAGCCGCGCCGGCCGCAGCCGCGCCGCCACCGCCAGCGGUCGCGCUGGCCGCGACACCGCACUCUGCGCGUGCGCCACCACCGCCAGCCCCUCGCGCGCCGCCGUGCACCGCGCCGGCGGCCCGCUUGGAAGCGAGGCGACGUGCAGCUCUUCGUCGGCUGGCGGCUUGUAACGAGCGCCGGUGCUGGCGACUGCCGCUGUAUGGAGCGGAUUUACGCGCAGCGGUGUGGGCCGGUCCGCCGCCAGUGCCGCCGCGGGAUAUAGCUGAUUUGCUUACCGAAUUACACGACAUCAUAGACAGAUUUAGCAUCUGCUGCGCCACGGUGCGCGCGGAGCCGGUGUCGGUGUGCGCAGGCGCGGGCGGCGGCGCGCGUGACUGGCGCCGGCGCACCGCGCGCGCUGAGGCCGUCGCCACGCCGCCCGCGCGCGCCGCGCUCGCGCUGCUGCACGCGCCUGCCUCGCGCCAGGCCGUGGCCUUCCCGCACCCCUCGUUGCUGCAGUAUGACUGCGGUAAACUACAGACUUUAGCGGUGUUGCUGCGACGGCUCAAGGCAGGCGGACACCGCGUACUCAUUUUCACACAGAUGACGCGCGUUCUGGACGUACUGGAGGCGUUCCUCUCGAUGCACGGAUACGCAUAUCUGCGACUAGAUGGAGCCACGCGUGUCGACCGACGGCAACCGCUCGUCGACCGGUUUAAUGCAGAUCCGCGCAUUUUCGCAUUUAUCCUGUCCACACGGAGUGGUGGUGUCGGUCUUAACCUUACCGGUGCCGAUUCUGUAGUAUUCUACGACUCCGAUUGGAACCCGACGAUGGACGCGCAAGCGCAGGACCGAUGCCACCGCAUCGGACAAACUCGCGACGUUCACGUGUACCGACUAGUCACUGCUGCCACGGUCGAGGAAAAUAUUUUGCGUAAAGCGGAACAAAAACGUGCGCUCGGUCACCUCGCCAUCGAGGACGGACAUUUCACCACGUCGUAUUUGCGUGGGGCGAACAUCAAGGAGUUGUUCGGUGCGGAGGCGGCAGUGACGGAGAGCACCGCCGGCGGCGGCGGCGAGCUGGAGAGUGCGCUGGCCGCGGCCGAGGACGAGGCGGACGCGGCGGCGGCGCGGGCGGCGCGCGCAGAGGCGCAGGGCGAGCUCGCCGAGUUCGACGAGAGUGUGCCGCUCGACGACGAGCCGCGCCCGCAGCCGCGCGACGCCCGCGACCCGCACGCCGCCGAGCUCGCUGCGCUCAUGAGCCAGUUGACACCGAUUGAGAAGUACGCGAUGCGCGUGGUGGAGAGUGGUGAAGCGGCCAGCGAGGCGGAACGUGCCGCGCUCGGGGAGAUGCGCCGCCAGCUGCGCGAGUGGGAGGAGGCGCGCCGCCAGCUGCGUCGCGAGUCGCCCACGCGCUCGCCCUCGCCCACGCUCACCUACAGCCGCGGGCCGGCGCGCGCCGAGGUCUGGGUGAACGCAGCCGGAGACAAGAUGCCGGUUAGGUGUCUGCCCACGCCGCCCGCCGGCGACGGCGACGUGUACUGCGAGACCUGGUCGCGCCCGCUCUACUCGCCGGGCGCCGCACCCGAGGCGCUGCUGCCGCCCGUGCACCGCCGCGAGCCCCGCGCUGCACGGGACGCGCGCCGCCCGCGUCCCACCGCCCGCGCACCCCCGCACCGCUCCUCGUUGUUCGACGCGCGGCGGCUCCGCGGCCCCGUCCGCGCCUCGCGCCUGCCACACGCGCCUCGCUGCCGCGCAUGCGCCUCAGCCCGAGUGGUCUCCCUCGCCGAGGACGCCGCGUUGCGUCGCGCGCUCCGGCUGCAGCGUCUUCCGUCAGAACCGCCGCCUGCGAUCGCGCCCAAUUGGGAGUGGGUCGCCGAGCUCGUGGGCGAGGCGGCGCGCGCCUACCGGUCGGCGCGAGUGUGUCGCGACCGGCACGACGCGCUCGCCGACCCCGAGCGGGCGUGCUGCCGACACCGGACGUGCCUGCCGCCCGUCGCUGCCUUGAUCGACGAGCGUCCGCGCCUGCCGCUGCACCGGCUCGACGCGGUACGCGACGCAGCCGAACGCCGUCGCGCUGCGCCCAAACGACGAGUCGACGAUCCUCCGCACCGCAAUCCUAAACACGCACAACUACUCGCCGAUCACGGGAUCGACUACGAUGUGCCGCCGACACCAGUCGAGGUGGCCGCGCGCCGGGCGGAUCGUAUUGCACGUGAAAAACUUAAGGCGGCAGCGCCACAAGCGUCGACGACGGCGUCGGCGGUUCCUGUGGCUUCGGCGACGCCCGCGCCGGUGCCAGUGUCGGUGUCGCAGCGCGUGCUGGUGGCGGCACACAGCGGCGCAGGUGGCAAGCCGGACGCACGGCGCCUGCGCGCGGCUACGUCGGAGACACCACGCGCGACCAUCGCGGGCGCCACCGCGACCUCCGCGCCCACCGCGCAACUGCUUUAUAGACAACAAGCUUUUACGGCGCGACAUUUAAAAAUCCUUCAUCAGACUGUGGCGCCUUCCGCUCAGGUAAAUAGCAUUUAGUACUAAGAUAUUUUAUGGUUACUUUGGCGGUAUUUACAACACAUGGCAACUGUAGGUAGUUCAAUUUACAACAGAUAUGGUAUAUUGUUUUCAAUGAGUAGGUGUUGUUAGAUCAUGAGGUAAACCCACUGUGGAUAAUAUAAAAAGUUUAAAAAUAAUUAAAUGAAAAUUUUAAAUAGCCUCAACACAAAAAAUAUGUCUUAAAUGUAAAAAAUAAAUGUGUUUAGCCUUCUCCUUUGUUAUAAGUACCUAGUAUUAUUUUAAUCCAAGCAUGCUUGCGUCGAGAGAUCGAACCACCGAUCAGGGCUUGAAAGUACUACUUAAACAAGAAUGUAAUGUUCAAAAGAUAUCGCAUGCAAGUGUACUUAUUUGGGGGCAAGCGCCACGCCGGCAGAGUGCGAGAGACGAUGUUCACAUGAUAUACUAGUCGCGCAGUUGAUAUGACACGGCGUUUGACGAUUGCUCAAGUUUAUUUCCAACUAUACCUAA